AUGCGCAUCCACGAGGAAGGAAUUGAUCUUAGCCCCGACACACCUAACACAUCCAGCACGCCUACCAUGCCUGGUUCCGCCUACACCCCGCCGCCCAGCGUGGACACCUCCACCAACCCCACCAGCUUCGAAACCGGAACUUCCAUCGCCGACUUCUCAUGUCAACACUGUCCCCGUACAUUCACCUCACACAUCGACCUCCUCGUUCACUCGCGAAUCCAUCGCACAGAGACUGGCAAACCAGUGCCUGGAGCACCAAGCUACGCUCACCGCAUUCGCCUCCACUGUCCACAUUGCGCUCGCACAUUUAUUCACCGCAUGGGUCUAUUAGGCCAUAUGCAGAUCCACGAAAAACUGCGAUUGACUACCGCCGGCUAA
Messenger RNA from Spirometra erinaceieuropaei, 378 nucleotides. The record is from the annotation of a GenBank genome assembly. Lineage: Eukaryota; Metazoa; Platyhelminthes; Cestoda; Diphyllobothriidea; Diphyllobothriidae.